Molecule: messenger RNA, 890 nt
Organism: Harpia harpyja (harpy eagle)
Lineage: Eukaryota; Metazoa; Chordata; Aves; Accipitriformes; Accipitridae
Exons: 5
Coding region: 1-723 (240 amino acids)
Biological process (GO): translation
Cellular component (GO): ribosome; cytosolic large ribosomal subunit
Molecular function (GO): structural constituent of ribosome; RNA binding
Source: RefSeq, a predicted model, not a curated record
AUGGACAAGCAGAGCUCAUUAUUUCUGGGACCAGUCGCACCAUGGCCUAGGACACAUUGCGACGCCCUAAUAAGCACCAGUUUUGGGGUGGUGUCACCAGGGACAACUGAGCUUUUGGAGCCCGGGCCCCCGAGGGUCUCACCCAGGACACCAGGGCUUUCAGGGACUCCGGUCUGUCCCAGCAGGCCGGGCCUGGCGGGAAGGGGCCACCACACGGAGGGGACUCCUGAGCACAACCUGGGGCGAGGCCAAGUCAAGGAGAGCACUCGCUUUCUGCCGCGCCGGGCCUCCCCAGCCAGGCCACCGGACCGGACCCCUCCGCCGCGCCUAGCCAGACACUCCCGACGCGCCCCCGGAAGCGCUUGCCGGGCUAUAGCGGAAGCGGGGCGGGGCCUAGCCCAGCCUCUUUGGUGCUGGUGCCUGGAGAAGAUGACGAAGGGUACAUCCUCGUUUGGUAAGCGACGAAAUAAGACACACACCUUGUGUCGUCGAUGUGGAUCCAAGGCAUACCAUCUGCAGAAAUCUACCUGUGGGAAAUGUGGUUACCCUGCUAAGCGUAAGAGAAAGUAUAACUGGAGCGCAAAGGCUAAAAGACGCAACACCACUGGUACUGGUCGCAUGAGGCACUUGAAAAGGGUCUACCGUCGAUUCAGGAAUGGAUUCCGUGAGGGAACCAUGCCAAAGCCCAAGAGAGCAGCUGUUGCAGCCUCCGGUUCAUCGUAAAGACUCAUCUAUUUGUUAAAAUAAAUGGUCUUAUCCAGAAAAUGUCACCUUUUAUACAUGUUCUACUUCAGAGAGAUAUGGGAUUCCUGAAAAUACAUAUAUUUACACACACAAAUUCUUGAUGGUACGCACUGAAGUAAUUCAUUAAAAAUAAUCCUUUAAUUGAC